UUCGUUAACGAUAACGUGUUUUAUGAGAAAACAGCGCUCUUUGAAUAUUCAACGUUUUUCAUUUUCUUACCACUCGGUUUACUGAAUAUGGUGAGUGUGAGAUCGAAACUUUUGUUUUUCGCGCGUGCACGUGUUUCACUGUGACGUCACUUAUCAUUUACGGAAUGCCAGAGUUUGGUCAUAUUGGAGACGUACAGUUUGAAAGCGCUGUGGGUUGGUCAUCAAAAAGCCAUUAUUCCGCGACCGCUUCUUCUUGGCCUUUGGCAAUCGGACAAUCCAGAUGCAGUGAUGAUGGCACCAUGAAUCACGACGUAGACGGUGAUGGUGUUAUCAAUUUAUCUACGUCACAACGACCGUCAGCAGCGACAACGCCCAAUAAUAUUCUUCCAUCUAUUAAAACAGAGCCGCAAGCCGCUUCGCUAGAAAAAGUAUUAAAGGAACAACAACAGCAAUUAGAACUGGAUCGAAGUUGGGAUCAGGAGAGGGAAAGGGAUAUAAAAGGAAAUGGCAGCUCAAGUCCGAUGUCUGAUCAUAGGACGCAGGAACAGUCUCCUCCACCUACGUCCGACCCGCAGAAAAAUCUAUCGGCAACGAUUCCACCAAUACAAAAUGAUGCAACGAAAAUACCAAACGACUACACUUAUAUCCAAUCACAAACAUCUGGACCACCAUUAAUGUCUUCACCCACAUCAAAUCUUCACCAUAUGCAGCAGCUACUUCAGCAACAUGUACUCAGUCCCACGCAGCUACAGACUCUAAUGAAGCAACAUUCGAUAUUACAGCAACAGCAACAACAGCACCAGCAACAUCAAUUAGCAGAGUUAGGUAAAAAACAAAUAGAACAAACAAUGCAACAGCUACAAGAACAACUUCAACUGAAUCUCAUCCAACAAACACAUAUCUUACAAAAUCCAGAUAAGAAGAAGGCAUCAGGCUCAAUACAGCAACUAGCUCUUCAACAGCAGCAACUGAUUCAACAACUGCAGCUCGUUCAGAGACAAUAUGUUGUUCAUCAAGGAAUGGGUAUGCAGCCGUUAAUACUUCCACAAAAUCAAGCUCUUAACACAAGAGAUGUGAUGAGUCCAUGGAAAGACGUAGGCGAUCCGCACGCGGAAAAUAAACCUCCACCGGAAUUAAAUGAUAAUUCGCCUGGGUUAUUAGGAAUUCCACCUAGCAGAUCGAGUAGGGAUGAACCGAUGGACGAUAAGUCCGAUAGGCCCGCGACCCCGGAUAGGGUGCAUCACCUUUAUGGUCACGGUGUUUGUAAAUGGCCAGGUUGUGAAAGUCCCUGUGAAAAUUUAGAAGCAUUUAUAAAGCAUUUAAAUACCGAACACACCCUCGACGACCGUUCGACGGCUCAAGCGCGCGUACAAAUGCAAGUAGUAUCGCAAUUAGAAUUACAAUUGCAAAAGGAACGAGAUCGACUCCAGGCGAUGAUGCACCAUUUGCAUCUGUCCAAGCAGAUGGGCUCCCCGGACUCCCAUAAGGAUUCGAAUGCAGUCAAGAUCGCGGUCAGUGCAGCUCUACCUCAACCACCCGUAUCGAUAGGACCGAUGGUGUCGGCGGUGAGAUCGCCCGUGUUACAUUCGCCGGCGCCCAACGUUGCGGGGCCCAUCCGACGGAGGCUCAGCGAUAAAUCUGCGUUGUCAUUGGCUGGGGGUUUACCGUAUAUGUUAGAACGAGCUGGAUUAGAUGUUCAACAAGAAAUACAAAGAAAUAGGGAAUUUUACAAGAACGCUGACGUUAGGCCUCCAUUCACAUACGCUUCCCUUAUUAGACAGUCUAUAAUCGAAUCUCCUGAUAAACAGCUCACCCUCAACGAAAUAUACAAUUGGUUCCAAAAUACAUUUUGCUAUUUUAGGAGAAAUGCAGCUACUUGGAAGAACGCAGUACGACACAACCUAUCUCUUCACAAAUGUUUCAUGCGCGUGGAGAACGUUAAAGGGGCAGUUUGGACAGUGGACGAAGUUGAAUUCUACAAGAGGAGGCCCCAACGAUGUUCCUCGGGUCCGUUGGCCCAACCAGUCGUCGGGGGUGCUACGUCAAAAAGCCCGACGAUGAACCACAGUCCAACUUUGUACGGAGAUCACAUACCUGCCAAUGUUCAGUUUAUGCAGGCAUCGCUGAUGGAGGAGAAUAACCUAUCAUUUUUAACGAAUUCUUCGCUGUUGGCCAGCAGAACGAGAGAUAGGUCGGAAUCACCUCCACACGACCAUUUAAUAAGGUCACCAAUGAAUGGUGGUUUGCAUGUAAAGCAAGAACUAAUUCAAGACCAUCAUAUGCGAACUGAUCGUGAUCGCGACCAAGACAUGCAGCAUCACGCGGUCAAACGCGAAAUGCUAUCGGAGUACGAAGAUCUAGAUCAAGACCAGUCGGACAAUGUAGCUGAGGAUCUCACAAUGGCGUCAGAUCACACGGAGUCGAACGUUAUUGACGCAAGUGAUAAAAAAGUGUUCAAUUCACUCUCGAAUCCUUGACUCUUUUUUGUUUUAAUUGAAAAUUGGAGAACUUCGUGGUGCUCAGUGUGACUGCUUUUUCAAUACACACUAUGAUUGUCUAUCACACGAAAUUGUUUGGAAGACUGCGGAAGAUUUUUAUUUCGAAAAGAAUUCACUAAUUAUUAAGUACUUAAGCUAUCAAAAAAUUGGUAUGUAGUGUGGAAUGAUCGGAUAUAUUAACGAUUCCACGGAAGAAGUGUUUAAUGAAAAAGUGUUCAUCCUGUGUAUUAUUGGUGAAGAAUUGAAGAAUGGCUUAACUUGUAUAUUUUUGUGUGCGUGCGUGUACAUAUAGAAAAUAUGUUCAAAUGGUUGAUAGCGUCAUGUUAUGGGUACUGUUAUUAUUUAGACAAAAUUGUCGCGUGUUGUAUCAUCAAAAAAAAAGAUCUUAAUUUCUUUAUUAAUACAGGGUUAUUUGUUACGCGGUAGACUUUUUUUGGCUAAGCCAAAGAUUAUUAACUUAGUAUUGUUAUUUCAAAAAAUGAUAUUCUCUAAAUUUUGAACGAAUUUUCAAAAACUGAAACAAUACUACGUAUUACGGACAAAAAUCUAAAGGAACCCAUUUAAAUAAAAAAAGUAACAUACUGUGUUAUGUUAUAGGAAUUAUAAUCAAAAAUAAUUUUAAUGUAGAUGAAGCAUUUCUUGAACUGUACCUAAAUGUCGUGCUUUUUAUGAAUAGUACUUUAUGUUGAUAUUUUUUAUAACAUUAAACAAAUUAGGUACCACAAACAGUUAGAAAUGUUCCCGAAAUGCCACGACAGUAGAUAAAAUCGACGAGUUAUGGGUUUGGGUUAAUAAUAAUAUUACCAGCCAUUGAUUACUGAAUUCACUCGUCAACAAGCAUAGUAAAAAAGUAUAUUUAAAUAAUAUUUAUUAACAAAUAACCCUACUUUUUAAAAAUUGUCCCCUGCUAAACUUCUGAGUAACAAAUACCUAAUACCAAUACAAUCAUUUUAGUUUAUCAUUGCAGUAUUACAGGUAAUUUAAAUAUACUCAAUCUUUUGAAUCAUCAGGAUUCAAAAACCAAAAUAAACAGUAUUUUGAAAAUUCGUCCAGUGGCUAUCGCACAGAUAGAUUUAAAAUUAGCAUAUCACAUACUAUGUUUGCGUAGGAAAAGUCUAAUACAAGUAUACAAUGUAAAAGAAAAUAUACUCAUUUGUAUAACAGUGGCGUUAUAUUUAUAAGUUUUUUUUAUUUUUGUUGGAGCUUGCAACAAUAAUAUUUUAAAUAUUUAUUUUAUUAAUAAAUUUUUCAUAUAAUCGAAUUACAUUGUCGCGUAUAAGGUUGCGACAUUUUUAGGAUUUUAAUGUUAAUUAUUUUAGAAUUUUAUUAUCAAUAUAUUACGAUUUAAAUUUGCCAUUAAAAUGGUUAUGUCUGUGUUAAUUCAUGAAAGUACAAUACGUCACUGUUGUGCUAUCAAUUUUACGCUCACAUAGUAAUGUAAAAUAAGCAAUAUUGUAAAUUAUUCUCGUUAAGCGCUAUUGUAAUCUACCUUUACUGCAAAUAUUAAAUUCCAUAUCACUACCUAAAAUAAAAAAUCAUAUAUCAAUGUAUAAAUAGUAGGUCAAUACGUUUUCAUAAUAAUUAGGUACAUCUAGCUAAUUUCGGAAAUAUUAGAAAUGGCUAAUAAUUGUAUUUAUCGCCAUUUUUUCGACGUAUAGAGUUUUCUAAAGCAUUUUUUCAUUUUAAUAAAUUGCCAAACAUACAGGAUACUCCAAUUCUUUAAAUAUGAAAGAAAGCCGCUGAGGUAAGUUGAAUUCUUUUUUUUUUCAAUUCAUGCUAAUACGAUUUUGUUAUAAAAAAUUAUUUAAACCCUUAUCGAUUUAAUUUCUCGCGCAAUAAAGAUGCUAAAUUUUUCUUGCAUACCGUAGAUUUUUUCUCUAGUGGAAAUUUGGAUUACCCUGUAAAAUUAAGCGUACUUGGAUCAUUUUUGAAACAACUUGUCACCAUAAAAUAUGCAACAGAAGCAAGUAUUUUUUGUACCACUAAUUUUUAACUUUUUUAAAUUAAUAAUUAAAUUUGGUUUCUAUAAAAUUUCAAAUCUGUUUUUUCGUAAUGAUCCAUACAUGUACCGUUUUGGUUUUGGCAAACGCACAUAACACAUUUUUCGAAUCGUCUCUAUGAUUUUUUAUUACUUCUGCCAUAAAGUUGCCAAAUACAUUCGCAUAGUUGUGAUAGAACCAGGACCUGACUUGGAAAAUGGCAAGAAGCAACCUCCAUACAAAUUACGGUGUUCAAGUGUUACGUAUAAAAAACUAAAGUUAUUCCAAAAGGAGAUAACAAUGAUGAAUCGUUUUCUAUACAGUGGAAGUCAUCGUAAUUUGUAUCGCGAAAUGGUUAACUAAAUGAUAUGCAAUAAAAAGUUACAAUAAUGUUUCGAUUAGUAUUAAUUUCGCUCCGAAACGCUUAGUAUAUCCACGCCGGUCCUGGAUAGUACUUAGUUUGAGUUUAUAAAAUUAAUGAAACUGGGCAACAUUUGCAAUAUAAAUUUAGGACUUUUUUUUGGAAAUUCUGUUUUGGUAAUAUAUCACAACUACCAAAAAAUCCCUAUUAUAUUUCUUUUUUAUUUAAUAACACAAAUGCUAGGUUUUCAUACCAUAUCAUCAGAUUACUUUUAAUCUGUGCUUGUAUCAAUCUAAUAAAUUCAAGGAUUAUUACAUUAUCAAUGAGUGUAUAUCUAAUUGAAUGUUUCUAUAACCUUUUUGUGAACCCUUAAUAAUUUAUUAAUUUGUCUUAUAUGUGUAUAUAACGUAAUAUGAAUUAGUAACUUGAAAUGGUGUCCAGUUCCUUUUAGAUAGGAAAUUGCAAGAUUGAUUUUACAUCGUUUUUACUCCAAACGUUAUUAUUUUUGCCCUUAAUAACAGAUUUGUACAAAAUAGAUCAAGUUUUACAAUAAUUUUGUCAUUGUAAUAACAGGACAUUAAUACCAAAGAUAUUACUACUUAACUAUUUAGUUCUGAAUAAAAUAAGUAUCAAGAAAACAGUAGGUGUAAAAUCAAAUCUUAAUUAAUAAUUAGAAAUAUGUGUACAUAGAAUGUAAAUGUAUUUUUUUUAUUUCAAGCUGUUUAUUUAAAAAACCGGCUGUACGAACAGAAAUUUACUUUAAACGAUUUAAAUACGACCACCUCGUAGAAAAAAAAUGUGUGGUAAUUAGUUAUAGUUUUUUAACAUAUCAAUAGAAAUUAAAUGCUUAAAAAGUGGGGACGAACCACCAAAUGUAUAUCAUACGGUUUGAUUUGAUCGAUAUGUUCUAUUGAGUACAUUUAACGCCGACUUAAUAUUCCAAAAAGUAAAUCGUCAAAAUAUAAAUUUCUGCUCAAUUUUCGCAAAUCUAUCACUAUCUCCAUGUAAAAUUGUACUGUAUAAUAUUUCUGGUAUAUCAAUUUCUCAUUUGUUUAAAUACAAAACUGGAAUUAUA
Phyllotreta striolata is the source of this 5913-nucleotide messenger RNA. The record is from the annotation of a GenBank genome assembly. NCBI's taxonomy places the organism in Eukaryota, Metazoa, Arthropoda, Insecta, Coleoptera, Chrysomelidae.